UGCCUCCAUAUGGUAUGUAUAUUGAAUCCUCUAUUCGAAACGCCUACUGCCAGAUGCCUCGUAUUCCAGAAUUAAUGAAAUGUGUGAAUAUCUCCAUACGUGUGACACGCGACAACUCCGAGUCAACAUACGUGAACGCACACUCCUCGAAAACUCCACGCAUCGAGCACUCAAAGACAAAACUCCUGGGAGAACCGCGCGUAUCGAAAAGGUAACGCAGCCUCAUUCGCAAGUAUGCAUUGCCCCAGAAUCUAAGGCGGUUCGAAAAUUGCUUCAUAGAAGCACCGGUCGUCGGCGCCUGAAGCACGCAGACUUCUUGAGCGUGUAUGAUCUUCGUCCGUGAACGAGUUGACGCGCUCUCACAAUGCAUAGCACUGACUCCGGUCGGGUCACGUCGCGCUACGCACAAAUUCCGACGCCUGAGAGAAAAAACUGUUGUUUGCAU
Postia placenta MAD-698-R-SB12 is the source of this 445-nucleotide messenger RNA. RefSeq lists its product as hypothetical. The coding region runs from base 80 to 343 and encodes 87 amino acids. The record is from RefSeq and is a predicted model, not a curated record. The transcript is spliced from 3 exons. Lineage: Eukaryota; Fungi; Basidiomycota; Agaricomycetes; Polyporales; Adustoporiaceae.